Molecule: messenger RNA, 1083 nt
Organism: Trypanosoma grayi
Lineage: Eukaryota; Euglenozoa; Kinetoplastea; Trypanosomatida; Trypanosomatidae
Product: PIF1 helicase-like protein
Exons: 1
Coding region: 1-1083 (360 amino acids)
Source: RefSeq, a predicted model, not a curated record
AUGUGCCGUCGUAUCAUGAUGCUCGCAGUGCUUACAAGGGGAUGCAUGACCUUUGGGGAGGUACAAACACUCGCUGGAAACUUCAUCAAUCGUAACUCUGCUGUUCCUCCAAUACACUUGGGUGGGGAUGUGACUUGCAUUUAUCCUUAUUUUUUUUCUUCCCUUUUUGUGUAUGUGCGAAAGGGAGGGGAUCGGUCUAGUGCCACUGGACUGACGUUCAUGGGCCAAUGGCAUGCUUCCACUGGGAGGGCGAAUGAAGAAGAGGUGUGCGAAACGGCAUCUGUCGAGGACACACUCGCACCUCAGCAGGUUCCAGUCCUUGCAUCUGUGCCAAAUGCCAACUGUUCACCUGCUGAUAAACCUCAGCGUGUCCCACAGAUUUUUGGCUUCGGUCCUGGUGAGGAUGUGAAUAGUAUUUUGCCGGUGCCAUUUUCCAUUACAAUCGCCAAUGCUCUCCCUACGAACUGUUGCCCGGCGCCACCCCAGAACCCGCAGUGGUACUUGCUUUACAGUAGUCUGCUUCAUGGUCGUUCGUUCCAGCAUUUAGUCCAGCGAAUAGUGGAAAAGGGAUCCACUAUCAUUGUGAUUAAGAGUAAGGAGUCCCCACAUGUGUUUGGGGGCUUUUGUGAGGAGCCGUGGUUGACUGUUGCCGCGCGGGAGAGGCGAGACAGGAGCCGUUCUGCUGCUGCCCAACGUGCGACACGCGGGGGACAGCGCAUGGACGGGAUUCCACAGCGGCCCACAAACCAAAAUAAUGCCUUCUUUGGUAAUGAGAACUGCUUCCUCUUCUCAGAGGGUAAUGGUGGAACCAUCUACCGAUCCAGACCUUCCAUCAACUCGAAUUUUAUGUACCUUUUUGACUCACACCCACUGGCUACAAAGGAGGGCAUCGGUAUGGGUGGACAACCUGGUCACUUUGGCUGGUUUAUUGACCGGUGGUUGGAGAAGGGGGCAUGCCACGGGGCGCGCUGCACGACAUUUCACAGCCUCCGCCUCAGCGUAAUGGAAGAGUGGACAGUCGAAUGUGUGGAGGUGUACGCUGUGCACCCGGAGAUUGUCGAGNCAGCCUCCGCCUCAGCGUAA